AUGCAGGUAUAUAGAGUUUCAGAUAUGGAACUUGUGAGUGUGCUUCCGAGUGCAGAAGAUGAGGUCAAUGUAGCUUGCUUUCAUCCUCUUGCUGGAGUUGGUCUUUUUUAUGGAACCAAGGAAGGAAAACUUAGAAUCCUUCAGCAUGAUGGUGGUCAUGCGCCCAUACAUGAUCACUUUUUUGAAGCAAGAGCAGUUGAGGGAUCUUCAAUAAAGUAUUUGCUUAAAUACACAAAUAAGGGUCCUGAUAGAGCGACAGUUGCUGUUGUACCAGCCAACAAUGAAUGUGAAAAUAACGAUGUUGUCGAUGAAAUAGCUGAAUAUUACGAUUGUAGAUAUUUAUCAGCAUGUGAAGCAUCAUGUCGAAUUUGUAAAUAUGAUGUUCAAUGCAGAUAUCCUUCUGUGGUCAGACUACCUUUUCAUCUUCCAAAUCAACAACAGAUUGUAUAUGGCAAAGACGAUGAUAUUGACAAUGUUCUGGACAAACCUUCUGUUGCUGCUUCAAAGAAAGUAGGAAAAGCCAUUGGUAGAAUUCAUUCGGUUUCACCUAAUCUAGGGGAAGCAUAUUUCUUAAGGAUUCUUUUAAAUAAAGUAAAAGGUCCGACGUCAUUUGAUGAUAUUCGCACGGUAAAUGGUGAAACACAUUCUUCUUUUAGAGAUGUUUGUUAUGCACUCGGGCUAUUAUAUGAUGACAAGGAAUACGUUGUUGCAAUUAAAGAAGCAAAUCAUUCUGAUCUGAGGUCGUUUAGGAAAAUACAAGGGAAUAUUUGGCAGAUAGAAUUCUACAUAACCAAAGAUAAAGAUUUAAAAUUAUCACUCGGUGUAGAUGAACUUAAGAACUUAACUUUUUUCGAAAUAGAGCAAAUUUUACUUCGAAACAACUCCACUCUCAAAAACUUCACAAAGAUGCCAUACCCAGAUGUUGAAUCUGUUUCUUCUUCAAACAAUCAACUUAUCACCAAGGAGCUAGAUUACGACAUUCCCGUUAUAAAGAUUAACUUUGAUCGUAUGUUUCUUGCAUUAAAAAAUGAGCAACGUAACAUUUUCCUUAAAAUCAUGAGUGUUGUUAAAGAAAAUAAAGGAGAUGUCUUCUUCGUUUAUGGUUAUGGUGGAACGGAUAAAACUUUUUUAUGGAAGACAAUAUCUGCAGCAAUUAGAUCUGAUGGUAAUAUUGUUUUAAAUGUUGCUUCAAGCGGUAUUGCUUCCUUAUUAUUGCCCGGUGGUAAAACAGCACACUCUCGAUUUAUACUUCCAUUUGAACUUUCAUAG
Molecule: messenger RNA, 1269 nt
Organism: Lactuca sativa (garden lettuce)
Lineage: Eukaryota; Viridiplantae; Streptophyta; Magnoliopsida; Asterales; Asteraceae
Biological process (GO): telomere maintenance; DNA repair
Molecular function (GO): DNA helicase activity
Source: RefSeq, a predicted model, not a curated record